ACAGAUGCUUGUUUUCAACGCUCUCGACCCCAGAGACUCGUGUUUGCCAAACUAACUUUAUUCAUGUGACGACGGCUUCUCUCGGGAAAGCGCUGGAGAUUUCCGCUGGUUUUCGUCGUUUCCAGCUGACAAAAUGACUUACAGAUAGACCGAACCGAAUGCGAGGAAAGUGGAUCAGCACAUGUUUAACGCUCAGAGGACACGGUUUGCUUAGUAGCCUAUCAUAUCAUUUAAUGAGGACGCCACAGCAAUGACAGAGUCUGAAUCCGAGUCAUGGAGUGUGUAACCGUGUUUCCAGAGCAGACGGUCAGUCAGCUGAAGGCUGUUUGGCAGAGAUGGGCUCAGUGACCUCAGCUUUCACCAGGUCUCGCAACACGUUGGUCAAAGUGGGUUCGGAGCCGCAGAAAGAUCCGUACGGGAAAACGCGGCGCGGGUCCGGUGUGAUCGCAAAGCAAACUAGCAAACAACCGCUGGCGCGGAAAACAACCGGCGCCUCCAGAGCAAACACGCCACAAGCUCCUGCGUCUUCUACAGUGGCUAAUGAGGAUGGGGAGACCAACAGCAGGCCGCUGGCAAGAUUUGCACGCUCAAAGUCUCAGAGUGAGCUAUGGAACACACUCACUGCUGGGACGUGCAAGAAGGAGAAGGUCAAAGUUCAGAGCGACGUUCCAGACGAUCCACGCAGAAUAGAAGAGAUCCUGGCGGAUGAGCUUCCCUCUACAGACGUCCCAGAAGCAACAGAGAAAACUGCUGUCAGGUAAGAGUAAUACACAGCUGGUGGUCUGAUGGGGCUGCUGACCUGGUCACUUCAUCAAAGCUCUA
Molecule: messenger RNA, 822 nt
Organism: Sinocyclocheilus anshuiensis
Lineage: Eukaryota; Metazoa; Chordata; Actinopteri; Cypriniformes; Cyprinidae
Product: calcium/calmodulin-dependent 3',5'-cyclic nucleotide phosphodiesterase 1C-like
Exons: 4
Coding region: 336-761 (141 amino acids)
Source: RefSeq, a predicted model, not a curated record